Hyaena hyaena (striped hyena) is the source of this 1913-nucleotide messenger RNA. It is a transcript of the gene CCNB1IP1, whose product is annotated as cyclin B1 interacting protein 1. Bases 416 to 1249 code for a protein of 277 amino acids. Gene Ontology annotation, biological process: reciprocal meiotic recombination. The transcript is spliced from 6 exons. The record is from RefSeq and is a predicted model, not a curated record. Gene Ontology annotation, cellular component: synaptonemal complex. NCBI's taxonomy places the organism in Eukaryota, Metazoa, Chordata, Mammalia, Carnivora, Hyaenidae. Gene Ontology annotation, molecular function: ubiquitin protein ligase activity.
GUGAGUCACAGGCAAUUAAUUUUGGCUGUGUGGAGAUUGGGGGAGGGCAGUGAAAUGCUCUGCCUGGCUUAUGUCCACGUGGGCCUCUGCAGUGCUGGGUCUGCCCUCCCUGAGACCUGGUGACCCAGAAACAAUGGACUUUGCUUCAUGUACAGAGUGCCUGUGUUCCUGAAAAAUACCUGGAUUCAUUUUGUUUGGAGGGAAAGAGAUGAUGCAUUUGGAAAGAUGAUGCUCAGAUAGUUGGUAGAUUGUGUAUUUCAACUAGUUCCUAGAUAGAAGCUGAUUCAUUUGAUACCAGAGAAGCACUCUAGAAAAGAGCCAGUGAAGGCAAUAGAGGGUUUGCCAUAACAGAAGAGGACACAGUGCCACUAAGAAGCAGGAUUCUUUUCAGCCUCUGGAGACCUCACUUUCUGUUAUGUCUUUGUGUGAAGACAUGCUGCUUUGUAAUUAUCGCAAGUGUCGUCUCAAACUCUCUGGUUAUGCAUGGGUCACUGCCUGCUCUCACAUCUUCUGUGAUCAGCAUGGCAGUGGUGAGUUUAGUCGUUCACCAGCUAUCUGCCCUGCCUGCAACAGUACCCUUUCUGGAAAGCUAGACAUCGUCCGCACAGAACUCAGUCCAUCAGAGGAGUAUAAAGCCAUGGUAUUGGCAGGACUUCGACCAGAGAUUGUGUUGGACAUUAGCUCCCGUGCACUGGCCUUCUGGACAUAUCAGGUACAUCAGGAGCGUCUCUAUCAAGAAUACAAUUUCAGCAAGGCUGAGGGCCAUCUGAAACAGAUGGAGAAGAUAUACACUCAGCAAAUACAGAGUAAGGAUAUAGAAUUGACUUCAAUGAAGGGGGAAGUCACCUCCAUGAAGAAAGUGCUAGAAGAAUAUAAGAAAAAGUUCAGUGACAUCUCUGAGAAACUUAUGGAGCGAAAUCGUCAGUAUCAAAAGCUCCAAGGCCUGUAUGAUAGCCUUAGGCUGCGGAACAUCACUAUUGCUAACCAAGAAAGUACCCUUGAACCAUCCAUGAUUGCACAAUCUGGUGUUUUUGGCUUUUCAUUAGGGAACAACUCCAAGUUUCCUUUGGACGGUACACCAGUUCGAAAUCGGGGUGGUGGAGAUGGAGAUUUUCAGUUCAGACCAUUUUUUGUGGGUUCUCCCACAGCUCCUGAACCCAGCAACAGCUUUUUUAGUUUUGCCUCCCCAAGUCGUGAAGUAGAGCAGCAGCAGAUCUCCAGUAGGGCCUUUAAAGUGAAAAGAAUUUAGCUCAUUUUACAGAACGUUUCUCUGUUCACUAUCAGUGGUCUCUUUUAGCAAAUUAUCUUUAUUCUAGUUAGGGUAGGAGUCCCCAUCCUCUGUGCUAUUACAUUUUUAUGAGAAACUAAAUGUCUAUAGGAAUGACUUUAGAGUCUGGUUUCUUUUUCUGUUUCCAUUAUUUAAGGGAUGAGCAUUAUAUUAAACUCAAUUUUAUUGUGAACUGUUUUCACAAGCAAUGAAAAGGGUACAAUAUUAUUGAGUGUUUUGUAGAUCACCAUUUGUUUUCCGUUUGGGUUAUAUCUGACUGGACUACAUGUUUAUGUAUAUGUAUGUAAGCACCUGUGGUAUAUGUCUACAUGUCACUCUGGGUUCUGGUAUUUAUGCAUAUAUUUAUGUAUUUGACCUUGUAUUAAUUUGUUUGUGGAGGUGUGCUAAUGUCAGUGAAUGAGAGUACAAUUUGAUACAUGUAUGUCAAGUCUUAUUAUUUCUUUUUAAAAUGACUCACAUUGAUAAAGUUAUUUUGUAAAGUUGAUUUUUGGCAUUCAUUUUAAAAUGAAAUUACUCUUUAACUGUUGCCAGCAGUUGCCUUGGGCCUAUUUAGGAAUGCACUCUUACACAGAAAACUUAAACAAUAUGUUACUGAUCUCAAGAGAUUAUAUGAAUUAAAAUACUU